This is a messenger RNA of Spea bombifrons (plains spadefoot toad), 1752 nucleotides long. RefSeq names its product protein serine kinase H1 (gene PSKH1). Gene Ontology annotation, biological process: protein phosphorylation. Bases 455 to 1738 code for a protein of 427 amino acids. The record is from RefSeq and is a predicted model, not a curated record. Lineage: Eukaryota; Metazoa; Chordata; Amphibia; Anura; Pelobatidae. The transcript has 5 exons. Gene Ontology annotation, molecular function: ATP binding; protein kinase activity.
GAGCACUUCCGGUUUCCGUGACUCCUCAAAUAUUUCUGCACGAAUCAAUAGUUAACGGCACUUCUUAACCUCAAUAGAGUUUUACUAUUUACUUUCCGGGAGGUCAAAGUGCGACGAGGAGUGCAUGAAACACAGAGGAGACAAAGAAAUGGUCAUUUGCUUCUGCAACUGGAUUGCUUUUGCCGACAGAAUGCACGCAGUACUUGUAGAAGAGCUGGCAGCCGGCUUUAACCAUCCUGCAGCUGUUAGUUCUAAAAUAAGAACACCACUACGGGCCUCAAAUCAGCAUUAAGGAGUUUGAUGGAGUGUCAUUUUAUUCAUCCAUGGAUAUUCCAUCUCCAGAAAAAGAGGAGCAUGUUCAUGUGUCAUCUGCUGAACGAAACAGCCAUGGAGGAAUAACGUACAGAGGAGGUUUAGGAACAGAUGCCUUUCUUUAUGGAGCUGCGCUGAUGCCAUGUCUACAUGGGAGAUAAGAUAUUACUCCAUAAUGGGCUGUGGAACGAGCAAAGUACUCCCAGAGCCUCCAAAAAAUGUACAGCUGGACUUGGUGAAAAAGGUGGAACCCUUUGUGUUCUCGAAAAAUGACCAGUAUAAGCACUUUAUUACAGACUGUGAGCAGACAGAUCUGAAGAAGAAUUCAUUGUCUCCUCCGUAUCCUCCUGGAUAUAUAAACUCUCAUACAGAAAAUCCAGACCCUCGGAGGAACAAAGUGGCUAAAUACAGGGCAAAGUUUGAUCCACGUGUGACUGCAAAGUAUGACAUCAAGGCACUUAUUGGACGAGGGAGUUUUAGCCGUGUUGUACGAGUUGAACACAAAGCAUCCAAACAGCCCUAUGCCAUUAAAAUGAUUGAGACCAAGUACAGAGAGGGAAGGGAAGUAUGUGAAUCGGAGCUUAGCGUGCUCAGGCGAGUCCGCCAUACCAACAUUAUCCAGCUUAUUGAAGUGUUUGAGACCCAGGAAAGGGUUUAUAUGGUGAUGGAGUUGGCUACAGGUGGUGAGCUUUUUGACCGCAUAAUUGCCAAAGGCUCCUUCACGGAGAGGGAUGCUACCCGAGUUUUGCAGAUGGUCUUGGAAGGCGUGAAAUACUUGCACACACUUGGCAUUACGCAUAGAGACCUAAAGCCUGAAAAUCUGCUCUAUUACCAUCCGGGGACAGACUCCAAAAUUAUGAUAACCGAUUUUGGACUUGCAAGUGCUCGAAAGAAAGGUGGUGACUGUUUAAUGAAGACCACUUGUGGAACUCCUGAGUAUAUUGCACCUGAAAUAUUGGUGAGGAAACCCUAUACCAAUGCUGUCGACAUGUGGGCGUUGGGAGUCAUAUCGUAUAUACUUUUAAGCGGAACUAUGCCAUUUGAGGAUGAUAAUAGAACCAGAUUAUACCGACAAAUUUUAAAGGGGAAAUACAGUUACUCUGGAGAGCCAUGGCCUAGUGUUUCAAAUCUGGCAAAGGACUUUAUUGACCGUCUGCUUAUGGUAGAACCAAGCGAGAGGUUGACUGCAACACAAGCGCUAAAGCACCCAUGGGUAGUAAGCAUGGCCGCAUCUUCCUCUAUGAAGAACCUGCACAGAUCCAUCUCCCAAAACUUGCUGAAGAGGGCAUCUUCUCGUUGCCAAAGCACAAAAUCUUCGCAUUCAACUCGCUCCAGUCGCUCCACCAAAUCCACUAAGUCUCGGCGAGUGAGAGAACGCGAGCUGCGAGAAUUGAAUCUACGGUAUCAGCAACAUUAUAAUCGCUGAGCACUCUAACAGAG